Trichoplusia ni (cabbage looper) is the source of this 5312-nucleotide messenger RNA. Its product is annotated as fibril-forming collagen alpha chain-like. The transcript has 25 exons. Bases 13 to 4524 code for a protein of 1503 amino acids. Gene Ontology annotation, molecular function: extracellular matrix structural constituent. NCBI's taxonomy places the organism in Eukaryota, Metazoa, Arthropoda, Insecta, Lepidoptera, Noctuidae. The record is from RefSeq and is a predicted model, not a curated record.
GAUAAACUUAAUAUGGGAGUAAUGCGGUGGCUAUGGCUGGCUGCGUGCGCGGCCUUGGUGCUGCCGGCUGCCUCCAAGGAGCUGGUGGAGGGCCCUCCUCGUGAAGACAUCACGCAGGAGCUGCCGCAGGCGCAGGACCCGGACAUCAUCAACUACGACGAUUAUAAUCCCUUCGGGGAGGAUGAUGAUGUUGUCGGAUUGCAGGAGAGGGACUUCCCAAGAUCAACAAGCAGCACACCACCCUUCAGAAGAACUCAAGUUCCGACGCCCAGAGCUCCAACUAUCUCCAAAUGCGUGGACAUCGGGCGUACGUGGAAUGAGGGAGAAAACUGGAAGCGUGACAACUGUACUCUCUGCCAGUGUCAUGGCGGCCGAGUCAACUGCACCAUAGUACCUGCUUGCCUUACAGCUCAAAUACCAAACCGGCCAGUAUUCGUGGGUUCUGCAGCCCAGCCGACAUCGCCAGUGCGUGGUGUAGUGGGAUCGCCUGGCGACGAGGGUCCGCCCGGCCCGCCUGGCUCACCCGGAGUCAACGGCGUGCCCGGAGCACCUGGCAUGCCCGGACCCGCUGGACCUAUACCUGAUGUAAACGCGUAUCUGGCUCAACUAGCAGCUUCAGCUGGAGGUGACAAAGGACCGGCCUUCGAUCCGUAUCAGUACAUGCAAGCUUCUGUUGGCACUCCAGGAAUCAGAGGAAUACCAGGACCACAAGGCCCGCCUGGUCCGCAAGGUUUUCAAGGUCAACGAGGUGAGCCCGGUGAACCUGGUCUGCCAGGUCAGCAAGGACCACCUGGAGAAAGAGGACCGCAGGGAUUACCAGGAAAAGAUGGUUCCCCGGGAGAAGACGGUGAACCGGGUCCUACAGGAUCAGUUGGCCAGCCAGGACCUCGCGGUACCCCAGGUGUGCCUGGUAUUCAAGGGUUGAAAGGACAUCGUGGGUUCGACGGCCGAGACGGGGCUAAAGGUGAACAAGGAUUGCCUGGAGAAAAAGGACCCACUGGAAUACCCGGUCCUUUAGGACCAAUAGGACCAGCUGGUCCAGUCGGCGCUAGAGGUGAAAGAGGUCGAGAGGGACCCCCCGGACCACCUGGCGUACGUGGAGUCGACGGUGCGCCUGGACCUCCAGGAAUGACGGGUAAUACUGGCAAACCAGGUUCUCCUGGUUUCCCCGGAAGCGCGGGAAUAAAAGGAGAAACGGGUAUUGCUGGUCCAAAGGGCAGUCAAGGAAUGCAAGGUCCUCGCGGUGAAGCGGGUCGUCCUGGGCCAGCAGGUGAAACAGGUGCUCCAGGAAUCCCUGGGUUAGAUGGUAUACCUGGCGAAAAAGGUAUUCAAGGACAGCCUGGUAGUUCAGGACCACAGGGUUUCCCAGGACCAAGAGGGUUACCCGGUACACCUGGAGAUUCAGGAUUGCCAGGAGCUAAAGGAAUGCCGGGUCAGCCAGGUGAAAGAGGACAGAAAGGUGAUGGUGGCAUCAGAGGUGAAUCUGGUGCCCCUGGACCUCGUGGGCUGCCUGGAAAUAGCGGGCCAGAGGGUAAACGCGGAAAGAGAGGACUAAGAGGACCCGCUGGUAACGUUGGACCUCAAGGCGAAAGAGGGUUACAAGGAUUAAGAGGAUUGCCUGGUGAAUAUGGGUUACCAGGGAAUAAAGGUAACACGGGCGAAAGAGGAUACCCGGGUAUUCCAGGACCCAAAGGUACUCACGGUGAUAUCGGUGGAAUAGGACCACAAGGUAUGCCUGGACCACCCGGGCCUGUUGGUAGGCCUGGAAUGCCUGGAAGAACGGGUCCAGUGGGUGAAAGAGGAAUACCGGGAGCUGAUGGCAAGCCAGGUGACAAGGGGCCUCAAGGCAUAAGCGGUCCACCGGGGCCUAUGGGCAGUAUUGGAGUGCCUGGAUUACGAGGCGAACCUGGAAGAGACGGCGAGCCAGGGGCAGCAGGGCCUCAAGGUGAAAAAGGUGAUGCUGGUCUUGAUGGCAGUCCUGGUGUUCAAGGGCCUCAGGGAGUUGCUGGACCAGCCGGUGAAAGAGGACCGGUUGGCCCUUCGGGACCCACGGGAUUCCCAGGUAUGCCAGGAGCCGCUGGCAUGCCAGGCUCGCCAGGUAAGGAUGGCGAGCCGGGUAUGGCUGGUCCGAUAGGACCACCUGGCCCGUCAGGACCAAGAGGAGAAAGAGGGUUCACUGGAGACAGAGGUCAACCUGGCCAGCCUGGCGCACCAGGGGAGAAAGGUGAAACAGGGGCACUGGGACCAGAUGGACCACCGGGUCCGGAGGGCUUGAGAGGUAGCAAAGGUCACCCUGGGUCUCCCGGAGUUAUGGGUAUGCCUGGACAACGUGGAAUGAAUGGAGCUCCCGGAGAGAAAGGGGAAAGGGGCGCUGCAGGGCCACCUGGCAAUGAUGGACCCGCAGGUCGUCAGGGAGAACAAGGACCACAAGGACCAAUUGGUCCAGUUGGUCCAGCCGGUGAACCAGCAGAAAGAGGCGAGCCUGGUACUCCUGGAGUGCCUGGAGAAUUGGGAGCCCCUGGUUCCCCUGGUGAACGUGGCCAACCUGGACCACAAGGCUUACAGGGUUUCCCAGGACCACAAGGUCUAACUGGCAUGCCAGGUCUAAAGGGCGACAGAGGCUACGCUGGUGCAAAAGGACAGCAGGGAAAUACUGGCAGUCCAGGUAUACCUGGUGAGACUGGAGCUCGUGGUUUACCUGGCUUGUCUGGCGCUAAAGGGGCACGCGGUGAUUAUGGACCUAAAGGAGAGACAGGACAUGCCGGAUUACCUGGUAGACCUGGAGACUUAGGACCACCGGGACCUCAAGGCAGUACAGGACCAGCAGGCGCCCCUGGCAUGCCGGGACCUAAAGGUUCUACGGGAGACUCCGGUAGGCCAGGUGCCCCUGGGCCGAUUGGUUUAACUGGUCCCCAAGGCCAACUGGGACCUAAAGGUGAAAGAGGUAGCGAAGGUGAACCAGGUCCACAAGGGCCAAGCGGGCCCCCUGGGGCAGCUGGUGAGCGGGGUCCAGGAGGGUUACCAGGAAUAGCAGGUCCACCUGGACCACAGGGACUUCGAGGCGCUCAGGGUGAAAGCGGCACCCCAGGCAAACCAGGUGCCGACGGUGCUCCUGGACAAGCUGGACCUCAAGGACGGCAAGGACCUCAAGGCCAGAUGGGUGAACCUGGACCAGAAGGACGGCCUGGCAAGCAAGGACAACCGGGAAUAGCUGGGCGGCCAGGCGACAAAGGUCCUAUGGGACCAUCAGGCUCGGCGGGCCCAGUAGGACCUCCAGGAGCUCAAGGUCCAUCCGGCCCCACAGGCCCUCCUGGCCCUUCAGGUGAAAGAGGACCAAGGGGCGAAAGCGGCCCACCAGGAGUAGACGGUCCUCGUGGAACUCCUGGUAGUGUGGGACCACCUGGACCAUUUGGACCAAAAGGCGACCGAGGUGAAUCUGGAGCGGAUGGUGCUAAAGGUCACGCUGGACUGCCAGGUCUUCCGGGAAUGGCUGGUGUCCCGGGAAGAACUGGUGAAAGAGGAUUACCUGGACCGAUGGGACCACCUGGCAAGGAUGGAGAUGUUGGCUCACGAGGUAUUCCGGGGCGUGACGGUAGCCCAGGUAUGCAAGGUCCACCAGGUCCCCAAGGAGGCCAAGGUCCUCCUGGAGAACCAGGAAGACAUGGUUCACCUGGUCCUUCGGGUCCCCCCGGACCACCAGGGCCACCUGGCGAAGGUCUCGCUUAUGACGCCGCCGCCAUUGCAGCUAUGUUACAGCAAGGUUCUGUGAAAGGCCCUGACCCGCUUGGAGACGACCCCAACUUGAUGCCACCCCGUUUCUUCAAAGACGAUAUGUCAGCUGCCGAACGCAAGGAGGUUGUGAUGAAGGCUUACGAAAGAUUGAAAGUCUCUUUAGAUAAGUUCCUUAAACCUGAUGGUUCCAAGGAGGCGCCCGCAAAGACCUGUGGUGAUAUUAAGUAUCACCAUCCAGAGUUUGAGAGUGGUCAAUACUGGAUCGAUCCCAACGGCGGUGACAUGAACGAUGCUAUCGUGGUUUACUGUGACAUGACGACCGGCAGCAGCUGUGUGUUCCCCAAGCCGAUUCAGUCGCAGGACAUAGCCUUCACUGGCAAGCAACACGAACCCUGGCUCAGUGAGAUGGAUGAAGGAUUCACUAUUACGUACAAGGCGGACCACACACAGCUGACUUACCUGCAACUGAUGUCAGCGAAGGCGUCUCAGAACGUGACGUUCCACUGUCGCAACACUAUCGGCUAUUACGACGCGAGGACCAAGAACUACAGGAAGGGCAUCAAGCUGCUGGCGUACAAUGAUGCUGAGAUCUUACCAAAGGCUAACAACAGACUUAGAUAUAAGGCGCUAUUGGAUGAGUGUCAGCACCUGAGUUCUAGUUGGGCGCGAACUAUCGUUGAGUACGAGACCGACAAGCCUGGUCGCCUGCCUCUCCUCGACGUAGCCAUCAGGGAUGUCGGCAGACCUCAACAGAUGUUCAGGGUGGAGCUAGGUCUAGCAUGCUUUACUUAGAGACAAAGUUUUGGGCGCCUUCAAAUUAGUGGUUGGAGGAAGCGCUUCAAGUGCGGCCCUGUGUUGCACUAGCUUCUUUGACACUAAUUCUUUUAGAUAUUCUAGAAGCUCAGUGGCAACCGCAGUUAGUAACGCCACUACUGUGUGCACGUGCUAGUCACCCUCCCUCCGCUCACAUAUGAGCGGUGAGAAGAGGAGGGCGCCAUUGCCAAGACGCAUUCGAUGUGGUAGAUUGUCUAUCCAUUGUCCUCUACCCACCACUUUCAUUCUUUAUAUCAAUAGUGGCUAGCGUUCUUAUUUCAAUGCAGUGCUGCGCCAGCGCUUUCUCACACAUCUAAUUUGAGACACCCUAACAAUAAAAACAACGAACGAACGAAGCUAUAAUCCAAAUGUGGCAACAUUCCGCUCAAUGCUGGUGUUUCAUUUAGAAUUUAUUAAUGUUGCCAGUUUAUUAUAUUGAUGUAAGUUACCUAUUCGCAUUUAAAUAGAAAGUAAUUUAUGGAAUAAGCGUUAGGAAGUAAGAUCUCAAUAUCUUUUUAUUAGUUACUUGUAAAGACAUACUUACAUUUUAUAUUUCAAUUUUUACUUUUAUUUUACGUACUUUAAUUUGUAUUAUUCGAACUACCGUACAUUUUUGUAGGGUUAUAUUUUUUUUAAAUAGUAAGGUGACUCAACUAAAAUAAUAAAUAGUUACACUGCCAAUUAUAAGCAUUUAUUACAACUAACCACUAAAAUAACACAACAAGUACCUAUUACAAUAAGAAUAAAAAAAUCGUAACAAUAUUUUU